AUGUGCUUUGGACGAGUGCCGCGGGCUGGAAGUUGCGAGACAGCCGAGAACUCCGACGACAGCUGUCGAAAGGAAGCAGAGGGGACCGCGGAGCGGCCGGGCUGCCCGGGGAGAUCCUAUCCCGCGGGAAUGGGUAUGCUUCUGCCCGACGAGACCUACGAGGAACGGUCCUCGUCCUCGAGGCGCAGCUCCUGCCCGAACGUUCUCGCGGACAUCGACGAGGUCGAGGCCGCCAAGGCUCUGGCCGCGUUCAGAAAGUGCGACGAGUUCCUCAAGAGGCAUGGGAUCAGGCCAGAGUUCUUCUGCAGGCACAGGGAGCGGCUCGCGUUGCAGACUUGGCUGUUGCAGAGGUCUAAACUCUCCUCUGAUGCCUCGUCCUCGAACGAAGCGGUGCACCUACAGCAGCGUCUCAGGAGCCUGAGCACGGAACUGGUGACCCUGAGGAACCGGCUGCACGUGAGCCAGCCGCCGAACAACAAUUCAGGGCCGAACGGCGGCACCUCGGCGCCCCUGUCCAAGAGCCCGGAAAAGGGCUGCGUGCCGUCGUCCCCUGCUCCGGCGGUGCCGCCGAGGACGACGAUACCAUUGGCGGCGACGCUGCCGCACGGCCUCGGCCAUCCGUCCGGGCACACGUUGACGGCGUCCGCGAUCGUUCAUCCCCAUGUGAACCACGCGGCCGCCAACACCCUCGGCCACAACGCCACGGCGCCGAGCAAUCUGAUAUCUGACUUGGACCCGCCGAAACGUCACAACGGCAUUCCAGACGACGGCAUAGUGUCCUGCGUGACGGCCCUGGGCUGUUUGCGAUCGCCGCCGAUCUCCAGCAUCAUCGCCGAUGUGAAGAACGCGAAGACCAACCAGGGCCAGCAUCGAUGUCUCCCGAAAGGGACCACGGCCACUUCCGGGCCCGCAACCUCCACGGCCUUGGACGACCUCAUUCACCUGCCUGGCCCUCUGACGGAGGACGCGGUGCUGAAAUGUCUUCAGGCUCGGUUCUGCGCGAAGCAGUAUCACACGAACGUGGGCCCCAUUCUGGUCUGUAUCAAUCCUUAUACGGACGUCGGGAAUCCAUUGACCUUAACGAGCACCAGGGCCGUACCAUUGGCGCCCCAGCUGAACAAAGUGGUCCAGGAAGCGGUGCGGCAGCAGUCGGAGACCGGCUACCCGCAGGCUAUCAUCCUUUCUGGCACCAGCGGUUCGGGGAAAACGUACGCAUCCAUGUUGUUACUUAGGCAAUUGUUCGACGUCGCCGGCGGUGGGCCCGAGACCGACGCGUUCAAACACCUGGCUGCGGCGUUCACUGUACUCAGGUCCCUGGGAUCGGCGAAGACUGCCACCAAUUCGGAGAGCUCUAGGAUAGGUCACUUCAUCGAGGUCCAGGUGACGGACGGAGCUUUGUACAGGACGAAGAUACAUUGUUAUUUCUUGGACCAGACGCGAGUAAUCAGGCCAUUGCCUGACGAAAAGAAUUACCAUAUAUUCUACCAAAUGUUGGCUGGCUUGUCGCACGAGGAACGAGUGAAGCUCAAUUUGGAGGGGUACAACUUGAAGAAUCUGAGGUACCUGCAACAUGGCGACACCAGGCAGGACGAGGCGGAGGACGCCAUUAGGUUUCAAGCUUGGAAGGCGUGUUUGGGCGUGUUAGGUAUACCAUUUCUAGACGUGGUGAGGGUGCUGGCAGCAGUGUUGAUCCUCGGCAACGUAGGUUUCACGGAUCGUCCGGGUGUGGAGGUCGGCGUGAUCGGCGAGAACGAGCUAGCCUCGGUGGCAGCUCUUCUAGGAGUCCCCCCGCCCGCUCUGCUCAGAGGUCUAACCUCCAGGACCCACAAUGCCAGGGGGCAACUGGUGAAAUCGGUCUGCGACGCUAAUAUGUCUAACAUGACCAGGGACUCGCUGGCGAAAGCGCUGUACUGUCGCACGGUGGCUACCAUCGUCAGGAGAGCCAACAGCUUGAAGAGACUGGGCUCCACUUUGGGCACGUUGUCCUCGGACUCGAACGAGUCGGUUCAUAAUCAAGCGGAGGUCACCAGUCAGCACGCUUCUACCAUUGGCAGCUCGGCAGGUGGCACGGGCUCCAGAAGCAUGACAGCCUUAAACAACGCCGUGCGACACGCGACGGACGGGUUCAUCGGUAUCCUAGACAUGUUCGGCUUCGAGGACCCGAAGCCCAGCCAAUUGGAGCACCUGUGCAUCAAUCUCUGCGCGGAGACGAUGCAGCACUUUUACAACACGCACAUCUUCAAGAGCUCGAUCGAGAGCUGCCGCGACGAGGGUAUCCGUUGCGACGUGGAGGUCGACUACGUCGACAACGUGCCCUGCAUCGAUCUAAUUUCCUCGCUGCGCACCGGGCUGUUGAGCAUGCUGGACGUCGAGUGCUCCAUACGCGGCACCGCCGAGAGCUACGUGGCCAAAGUGAAGGUUCAGCACAAACAGAAUCCCCGGCUCUUCGAGCCCAGGACCGUCGACUGUAGAUCCUUCGGGAUCCAGCACUUUGCGGGUAGAGUGACUUACGACGCGUCCGAUUUCCUGGACACGAACAAGGACGUAGUGCCGGACGACCUGGUGGCGGUGUUCUACAAGCACACGUGCAGCUUCGGUUUCGCGACCCACUUGUUCGGCAGCGAGCUGAAAGCGUUGUACGCGAGUGACACGGUGCCCCGGGGCGUCAGCUUCCGGAUAUCGCCGACCUCCCACACCGACCUUUUGAACGGGGACGAGCCAAUCUCCACGUUGACUCAGGACUUCCACACGAGGCUGGAUAAUCUCCUGAGAACUCUCGUCCACGCCAGGCCCCACUUUGUCAGGUGCAUUAGAAGCAACGGCACAGAAACCCCGCUGCACCUAGACAGAGGCGUGACUAUGCGUCAGAUACGAUCCCUUCAAGUUCUCGAGACAGUAAAUCUAAUGGCCGGCGGAUACCCGCAUCGAAUGCGUUUCAAGGCGUUCAACGCGAGGUACAGACUGAUUGCGCCUUUCAAGCAGCUGCGUCGGGCGGAGGAGCAGGCCGUCGAGGACACGAAGCUCAUCCUGCAGAAUGCUCAACAGUUGAAGAGCAAAUUCGGCGCGAGUACCAGCUGGGCGCUCGGCAAGAGGCACAUUUUCCUCAGCGAGGGCAUUAGGCAGCAGCUAGAGAAUUUAAGGUCGGAGACGAGGAGGAAGGCAGCCACUGCGAUACAGGCAACCUGGCGCGGUUGGAGGGUGCGGAGAAGAUGGCCGCUGAGGAAGACCACGAUAGGCGUGACUGCCGGUUUGGGUCAGAAGAAGCCGCAGCAGCCGACGUCGGCCAACACCGGAACCGUUCAGAGGAACGUGACGACCGCCGCUGGUACAGGCACCGGAACCAGACCGAGGCCGCAGCCAAUCGCUGGCACACCACCCCCGGAUCCCUCGGAGAAGUGCGCGGAUCAGAAGAUGAUCCAGCAAACGUGCACCUUGUUCGGCCUGGAUCUGGAGCGACCGCCGCCGGUGCCGCCUAGCAGGAGCUACACCGUGACAGGCAACACGAAAUUGGGCUACCCGCAGACGAGGAUCAUGAAGAUGCCGUUCCCAGAAGAGGGCGAGGGUGAGGUGGUCCUAUUGAAGGGUGAAACGGUGCUGGUCGUGGGGGCGUCUCCCAGGCGAGGUCACCUGCUGGUGGAGCACAACAACACCACGCUGCACGUACCCUAUCAGUUUAUGGAGCUGAAGCCCUGUAAUAUUAACGUCUGA
This is a messenger RNA of Nomia melanderi (Alkali bee), 3708 nucleotides long. It is a transcript of the gene dachs, whose product is annotated as unconventional myosin-IXb-like dachs. Lineage: Eukaryota; Metazoa; Arthropoda; Insecta; Hymenoptera; Halictidae. Gene Ontology annotation, biological process: actin filament organization. The record is from RefSeq and is a predicted model, not a curated record. Gene Ontology annotation, molecular function: ATP binding; cytoskeletal motor activity; actin filament binding. Gene Ontology annotation, cellular component: myosin complex; actin cytoskeleton; cytoplasm.